Gigantopelta aegis is the source of this 1081-nucleotide messenger RNA. RefSeq lists its product as uncharacterized. NCBI's taxonomy places the organism in Eukaryota, Metazoa, Mollusca, Gastropoda, Neomphalida, Peltospiridae. The transcript is spliced from 5 exons. The record is from RefSeq and is a predicted model, not a curated record. The coding region runs from base 134 to 961 and encodes 275 amino acids.
GCCAUGUUUUGCUUGGUUGAUGUUCUUUAACUACAGAGAGAAGAGUCAUUAUCUGUUGUCAUGCUUUGCCUGGUUGAUGUUUUUUACAUCCUACUGCUACCAAUAAUAUACUUUUUUUCUUCUACAGAGUAAGAUGUUCUUUAACUAUGGGCAGAAGAAUCAAUAUCUACUGCAAUGCGUUGCCUGGUUGGUGUUCGUUACAUCGUGCUGUGCAGACACAGAGAUCCGGGUUAUAAAGACGUUUUCUCCUGUCGGACCUCAGAUGUGUUUACUCGCCUGUCAACGCCACGGAGACUGUGAUGAUUACGAGUUUACAGCAGAUAACCUGCAGUGCGUUCUCUUAGAUAAGAUGGAGACCACUCUCAAACCUAAAGUGGAGUGCGGCAAUCUGACCGUACGUGGUGGCAGUGUCAACAGAGUUAGCGGCAUAGUGCAAUGUGGCAGUCUGUUUGAGUUCUAUGGACAAGAUCCGAAAGCUACCUGCACUGAAACCGGCGAAUGGAAAAAACCGAAUGGGUCGUGUGAAAGAGUCAGAUGGAUAAACGAGACCCCGCCUCUUUCUGUCCUCGUGCGGCGUGGAUUUACCUCGUUGUCCCUGAAUGGUACAUGCACGAGUUCCAUGGACGGAUUCGAGGUGAUCUUUGACGACGACAAGAGGAAUAUAUUUCAAUGGAUUUUCAAACCGGGAGAUAAAUGCGACAGGUCUAACCAGUGCAACAUAGUAAUAAAGAGCAGCAUACUUGAGUUGUUCAUCCCGGUGCGCAAAUCUAAUCCGUUCUUCUUCAACUCGAAGUUCUACCUUCUGCUCCUCCUCAACAAAGAGAACGUCACGUUGCAGGUGAACGGUCUUAAGUUGAAGACAGUGUCCAGAAAGAAAUUUGGACUGACACGUGACGUCCAACAUAUCUACAUUGACGCUGCAGCAACAAUCGUCAUUGAUGAUAUGAAAAUCGCCUACUAAUGACGUAGCGACACGUGACGUCCAACAUAUCUACAUUGACGCUGCAGCAACAAUCGUCAUUGAUAAUAUGAAAAUCGCCUACUAAUGACGUAGCGAUGAUCGAUUAAGUUCAUAAUCGGU